Messenger RNA from Paramormyrops kingsleyae, 808 nucleotides. NCBI's taxonomy places the organism in Eukaryota, Metazoa, Chordata, Actinopteri, Osteoglossiformes, Mormyridae. The record is from RefSeq and is a predicted model, not a curated record.
UCCAGUGCCGAAGCUACUUAUACGCUCCUCACCACAAGCCCAUCCAUACAUCGACAAGGUAAAAAAUUGUGGGGGAAACAGCUUUCAAAGAGAAAAAUACCUUUCAUACAAGACAGAAGACGCUCUCAACAGGCAACUACUGUUAGUUAUCAUGGCCCAAAGGAUGGAUGUUGUUAAGCCAAAACCCGGUGACCUAAUUGAGAUUUUUCGUGUGGGAUACCAGCACUGGGCCAUAUACGUUGGAGAUGGUUGCAUCAUCCACCUCGUCCCAGCAAGCGAGGAAGCGUGUGGUGGCUCCUACAGCAUGAUGUCUGUUUUGCAUGACAAGGCCAUUGUGAAGAUGGACAAUCUGAGGCAUGUGGUGGGGACCAGUAAGUUCAGGAUCAACAACCUUCUGGAUGAUGUAUAUGAGCCCAGGAGUGUCGGAGAAAUACUGAAGGAUGCUUGGAGUUGGGUGGGUCAGGAGCUGCCAUACUGUGUCUUCCGAGGCAACUGUGAGCAUUUUGUGACAGAGCUGAGGUACGGCAAGCCGGAGUCCCGACAGGUGGGUGUCUUAUUCAGUGCUUUCUGAGUCAAUAACACUGCUCUGUGAGUGUGUGUGUGUGUGUGUGUUUGUGCUCUGAAUGGCUUUUUUAUAAGGUCAGUGUAUAAGCUCAGUGAUAAUACAGUGAGCCAUAGUUUUGCAUCUGAUAUGAUCAAACUUCUGCCAAAUUUAAUGAAACAAUUCUUUGUGAGGCUGAAUGCCUAUUUUAAACAAGUCAAAUUCAGGGCUGGCUACAGAGGAUAUGUUUGUGAACCUCUUUCUGAU